UCAGUAUUGCCGCGACGCCCGUGCUGUAAACAUGUCCCGCUCUCUCUCGUUGUGUGUCGUCGUCGCGACGCUGGUCGUCGUGUUCGCCAAGGAACUCAAGAUAGACAAGACGUUCGAGCCGGAGGUUUGCGACGUCAAGACCAAGAACGGAGACAUGUUGACGAUGCACUACACGGGCACGCUCCAGGACGGCACCAAGUUCGACUCCAGCCAUGACAGGGAGCAGCCCUUCACAUUCCAGCUGGGUGUUGGUCAGGUGAUCAAGGGAUGGGACCAGGGACUCCUGGACAUGUGUGUGGGGGAGAAGAGGAAACUGACCAUCCCUCCGGAACUUGCCUACGGAGACAGGGGAGCAGGCUCCGUCAUCCCUGGAGGAGCCACUUUGACAUUCGAGGUGGAGCUGAUCAACAUUGGAGACUCUGCACCAACCACCAACGUUUUCAAAGAGAUCGACGCCGACAAGGAUAAGAUGCUGAGCAGAGAGGAGGUAAGCGAGUACCUGAAGAAACAGAUGGUCGCUGCAGGCGAAGGUGAGGGAAGUGAAGCAGCCGACGAGGUCAAACAGAUGCUCGAAGAUCAUGACAAACUCGUCGAGGAGAUCUUCCAGCACGAAGACAAAGACAAGAACGGCUUCAUCUCUCACGAAGAGUUCUCAGGACCCAAACACGACGAGUUGUGAGCAACACUGAACAAACCGCUCAAUUGUUAAUGUUGUACAUAAACAGUGAAUUUACACACUAAACAGAGACAUUGAAGAACUUGAAAUCGGUUGUCAACAGUGCUAUUGAGUAUUGCAAAAUAUAGAGAUAAAAAUGUGACGUAAUUGGCUUAACUGGUAAUGUAAAGUCUUUACUGUUAAAGCUUGAGUCUGGCCAGAAAAAAUCUAAGCUUAAAUUAUUUUUAGUCUGUCAAACCCUAUUUAUUUGUCCACAGAUAAGUUAGGAACAGAAACACUUAAGUGGUGUGUGACACUAGUGCUGGGUGUCUGGGACAAAGUCCAACACAAUAAUUUCUCAGGAAUUUCUAAAUCACAAUGAUAAAUUUAAACCUAUUUCAUCCAACCACCUCAAAGAUCAAAUAUUACAACAUGAUGUUAACAAUGUUAACAAAUGAUGUUAUAGUUUGUUCUUCAUGUUGAAGAUAUCAGUUGAUAUUUUACUGUUAAACUUUAUUUGAUAGUUUAUAUUUAUAUUUUUAAUUGAUAUUAAAUAUAUAAUUUAUUAAUGUUAACAAAUAUCAUACGUUUAUCUAUGAUUGUUUGAGUGUUGUAAACUAAUUUUAUGCUCAACACUUCAAACACAGAUAAAAAAUUAUUUUAUUCAAUUUAUUUAACUUUAUUUUUUAUAAUUAGAAAUUAUUUUAGUGUAGUCUUGUUUUAUUGGCAUUUAAUCAAAUUUAAUGAAUUGGAAAAUGGAUAAUAAAUUAAAUAUAUAAAAUUUUUAAGUUUGAAAGAGGUCUUUCCAAUCUAUAUACUAAUUAUACCUGAUUUGGCAUUUUACUUUGUUACUUUACUUUUAAAUCAGAAAACUCUCAAAUUUAAAAUUAUGAUUUUAUUUGUGUUGUUUUCAAUUAUUUUCAAACGAUCAAUGAUCAGCAUACAUAGUUUAUUAGUUUAUUGUACUUUUGUAUCAUGAACAAUGUUUUUCCUCUUUGUGCAUUUUUGCACAUCGAUCUGGUAUUCUUUAAGUCAACUACUUCAGUAAACAAGAAUGAAUGUUGUGAACAAAAAUAAAAACUAGUAUUUGUAUGAUGAAUGUUUUUAUUGUGAGUAUAGAGAACUAAAUUAUAGAAGGUACCAAUGCCGAACUUCAAAACAUACCUUACAAAUGUUGUACUAUAUGUAAAGUUUAAGAACUUAAGACUGUUUUACUGUAUUUAUCAAUUUUAUACAGUGUAAAAAUGUAUUGUAGGUCUAGUUUGUAAUAACUGUAAAUUAAGACAAUUGUUACAAAUGGCUGGUUACUGGAUUAAUAAAUUUUGUUAUUAAAUGAAACAAA
Macrosteles quadrilineatus (aster leafhopper) is the source of this 1997-nucleotide messenger RNA. RefSeq lists its product as uncharacterized. Bases 32 to 679 code for a protein of 215 amino acids. Gene Ontology annotation, molecular function: peptidyl-prolyl cis-trans isomerase activity; calcium ion binding. The record is from RefSeq and is a predicted model, not a curated record. NCBI's taxonomy places the organism in Eukaryota, Metazoa, Arthropoda, Insecta, Hemiptera, Cicadellidae. The transcript is spliced from 4 exons.